AGUGUUUUCCACAAUGAAACUCUAUCCAGCUCAAUCCAAAUGUAAUGAUCCACUUGUAAAUAGGUACAAUGUUUGUAAAAUUAAUCCAAUCCACGAUAAUAGAGUUAUGUCUUACAAAUCUAUUGGUUAAUUGUUUAACAAUAACUUCACCAGAAAUUACCACAAAAUGGGGAAUAAUUAGAGGAUUUACAGAAAGGGUCGGUGAUAAAUUGGUGGAUACAUAUUUAAGGAUUCCUUAUGCAGAGCCACCAGUCGGUCCGAACCGUUUUCGUCCUCCAUUGCCGUUAAGUACACCUUGGAACUCAACUCUUGAUACUAAUGAAUAUUCACCGGCAUGUCCUGAACCAUACAUCGGAAAUGAUUUAAAAAGAGCAGGUAAAUUGAUUGUUCGAAGUGAGAAUUGUCUUUAUUUAAACAUUUGGGUUCCUCGAAUAUCAUCGUCGGCUUCUUCAUCCUCCAAUUGGUAUGAUGUUACAAAAACGAGUAAAAACAAUGACAAAGGUCUACCAGUUAUGGUUUAUGCUCAUGGAGGUGGAUUAGUUAUGCUAUCGGCUGGUGACUCUAAUUUCAUGGAUGGCGCUCAUUUAGCAUCAACAGGUGAAUUUAUUGUUGUGACAUUUAACUUUCGCAUAGGUGCUUUAGGCUGGCUCUAUUGUGAUCCACAAUCAAUUUCGGGUAAUAUGGGUCUUUAUGAUACUCUAAUGGCAAUAGAUUGGGUUCACUCUAAUAUUAAUCUAUUUGGAGGUGAUCCAAACAGGAUAACAAUCAACGGCUUAAGCUCUGGAGGUAAUAUGGUUACUUCAUUGUUUCUCGGCGGUCAUCUUAAUAAGUACGCUUCUGGUUUGAUUGCUCACUCUGGAAUUAUGAGUGAUGUCUACAGUGAGCCUGUCGAGAAAGCUAAACGUCGCUGUGAAUUGUUUUCAUUAAAAACUUCAUGUAGACGAGUUGAUCAACCAAUUGAUUCCAACGUGCUCCAGUGUUUACAAAAUUUACCAACGGUUCAAUUGUUGUUGGCCCAAACAGCACUUGCAACUGAAAAGGAGAAAUUAAAUUCCAAAAGACCUGAAUUGUUUCUCAUAACAACCGGAGAGACACUUUUCCCAGCAAAUUUCACCGAGCUUUACAAACAGCGUAAAUGGAAAAAAUCAAUUCCAAUUUACAUUUCAUUGGUUACUGAUGAAGCGUCUGUCAUUCAACAUUAUUGGCCAAGAAAGGGUACACAAAAUUCAUACGAGACAUUUCAAAAGUAUAUCCAAUCAAUAGCACCAACACUUGUCACUAGAGAAUUGGCUUCGCCAGAAGAUGUUACCGCCGAUUUGUCCAAAGUAUACCUUACUGGCUUUAAAGAUUCAUCAAUGGCUUUGAUAGACCUAUCCAUGAGACGAAUGCUUGGUGAUUGGUACAUCACUUGUCCAACUUUGUACUUUGCCGACCAACUAUCAUUAACCAAUCCGGUUUGGGUAUCAUUAUUUGGCUAUACAAUGAAUCCAGCCAGUAAAAAUUUACCACCUCUGGUUACUGGACGUAAAUAUGGAGCUCGUCAUGGACUGGACAUCUUCUUUUAUUUCGGGGUUCCUCAUUAUGCUAGUCAUGGUUACGAUGAUAGAGAUAGACAAAUAUCAACCGCGGCAAUGUUGAUUUGGUCUAGAUUCAUUCACUAUGGAAAUGUCAAUUGGACUCCUUACCAAUCAACAUCAACUGGUCGCAUAUUACCCUAUUACAAGGAAUUAAGCGUAAAUAAAGCGGCAAUUUCAACAAUAAAUCAAGAUCGCUACCGAUGUUAUGUUUGGGAUGAUUUUUAUCAUAAACCUUAAAACAAUAACUUCAAUUGUUACCAUCAAUACUAUCUUGAAAAUGGGAAUUAAAAACAAAGUAAACGUAGGGAUGUUAAAUCAUAAAUAAAAUUGAUGAAACAAUAAAAAGCAAGUGUAACACAUAUAAUUUGUUUUUAAUUUGAAAAUUUGAAAACUGUAAAAAUACAGUCAAUCCAAUAAAGUUUGUCGUCCCUUUUUUA
Molecule: messenger RNA, 2014 nt
Organism: Tetranychus urticae (two-spotted spider mite)
Lineage: Eukaryota; Metazoa; Arthropoda; Arachnida; Trombidiformes; Tetranychidae
Product: acetylcholinesterase-1
Biological process (GO): acetylcholine catabolic process; choline metabolic process
Cellular component (GO): plasma membrane
Molecular function (GO): acetylcholinesterase activity
Source: RefSeq, a predicted model, not a curated record